Messenger RNA from Rhagoletis zephyria (snowberry fruit fly), 676 nucleotides. RefSeq names its product serine protease easter-like. Lineage: Eukaryota; Metazoa; Arthropoda; Insecta; Diptera; Tephritidae. Gene Ontology annotation, molecular function: serine-type endopeptidase activity. The record is from RefSeq and is a predicted model, not a curated record. Gene Ontology annotation, biological process: proteolysis.
AACUCGCGGCGUAUUUGUGCGCCGCCUAUCGAAGACGUUGGUGUAGAAAAGACUAUACCGCACCCAGGUUACAACAAUGCGCGCAAAACCAAUGAUGUUGGCUUGGUAAAGCUGAACCGACCGGUGCAUUUCCAAAAGCAUAUUAAGCCAAUCUGUUUGCCAAUCAUUCCCGAAGCUGGACAAAUACCCACAGACCGACGCUUCUUCAUAGCCGGUUGGGGUGGCACCGAAAAUAGCAAAACUGCGAAUAUAUUGCAAAAAGCGUUGGUGCCAUUUAAAACACGCGAACAAUGCCAAAUGAUCUUUCGGCGAACUCGCAUCAACGAAAAUCAUCUCUGCGCUGGUGGCGACGGACUAAUUGACACAUGCAAAGGCGACUCUGGAGGUCCGCUCUUCUACUUGGCACCGUACAGUGGGCCCCAAAAAACGUUACGCUAUGUACAAUAUGGUAUUGUUUCCUUUGGUGGUACUGAAUGUGGCAGUGAUAAAAAUUCGCCUGGUAUCUAUGCCAACGUAGCGCACUUUAUGCCUUGGAUAACCAGCCAUAUUGUUUAAAUUAAUUGACUGUCUUUAUUUGUAAGAUGUUUGUGUAGAAUUUAUUGCUUAAAGAAAUGCUUUUAUACUUGUAUUUAUAGUAUUUAUUGACAAAGUAGAAUAGAUUAAUAAAACAUAUAAC